GACAAUCCCUGUCAUUCUAUACUAUUAGAAAAACAGUACAGGCGCUAAUACAGCCUAAACGUUAGUUCUCUGGUAUAUAUACUUGUAUUUGAAAACCCUAUAUCACGCUUAAAGUGAUUAUUUUAGUGGCCUGUCAAUCAAGAGUCUGUCAUCAGGCUAGGUUGAGACUGCAGAUCUUUUCCACGUCAGUGUGUUUACCAAGACCACCAAGACCAGACUGACAGCUGCAGGAAAGUCUUCAAUUUAUUCACUUCUGGAGCAUUUCUUAAAGAAUGAAUGCAUAAGCGGUGUUUGGGAACAUUACGUUAUCACGCAGUGGAAUGUCCGACAUUUUUAGUUUGUCUUUUUGUAGUAGUGAACUGAACUUUGGUCUUCUUCAUUCACUGUUGGCCGGCUAGCGUGCCGAGCUAGCCUAGCAUUAGCUACAACAGGACUCCAUCUUUGAAAUACCAGCCACACACAGAAAAGCAGCAUGGUGGACAAGAAUAUCUACAUCGUCCAGGGUGAAAUUAGUAGUGUUGUUGGAGCUAUCAAGAGGAACUCCAGAUGGAAUACGCACACUCCACUGGAUGAAGAACAGGACCCAUUACUCAACAGCUUUGGCCACCUCAAGGAAAUACUCAACAACAUAAAAGAACUCUCCAAUGUUGAACCCAACGUUUUUCUAAGGCCCUUCCUAGAAGUGGUCCGCUCUGAAGACACCACUGGACCAAUCACAGGCCUCGCUCUUACCUCUGUCAACAAGUUCCUUUCCUAUGGUCUUAUAGAUGCUAACCAUGAAGCAGCAGCAGAGGCCAUUGAGAACAUGGCAGACGCAGUCACACACGCUAGAUUUGUGGGAACUGACCCUGCCAGUGAUGAAGUCGUCCUUAUGAAAAUUUUACAGGUCCUGAGGACUCUGCUGCUGACGCCAGUUGGAGCCCAUCUGACCAACGAGUCUGUUUGUGAGAUCAUGCAGUCCUGCUUCAGGAUCUGCUUUGAGAUGCGCCUCAGUGAGCUGCUCAGGAAAUCAGCUGAACAUACACUGGUUGACAUGGUGCAGCUACUGUUCUCCCGACUACCUCAGUUCAAAGAGGAGGCCAAAAGUUAUGUUGGAGCCAACAUGAAGAAGUUGAAGAUGCGUGCCGGUGGGAUGAGUGAGUCAUCUAAAUGGAAGAAGCAGAAACGCUCACCAAGGCCGCCUCGCCACAUGGUCCGAAGUCCCUCCGGUCAGAUGGACCCAUCCCAGUCCAGCACCCUCAGCAACAACAACCUUUCAGGUGGUGUCCCAUUCAUUGAGCAAGGCUUGUCGACCUCUAGCCUACCAGCUUCAGACAGUGCUGGUUCAUCCAUUUGCAGCCCUACAACCACAGACAGUGGUGUGGACACCUGUUCCAAAGCCACCUCUAGGGAAGACCUUUCUGACCUGGAACUAUGUAGCUCAUCUGCAACCACCCAUAGUACUGCUACCACACUCCCUGGGAUUGAACUUGGCUCUCCUGAUACACAAUGUGAGGGCAGGCAUUUUGAACCAGCUCAGUCUGCCUCAGUGGAGUCCAUACCUGAAGUUCUGGAGGACAAAGAUUCCAUAACAGAGCAGUCUGACAGCACCUCUGUCCAUGACAUGGACUAUGUCAACCCCAGAGGAGUCCGUUUUACACAGUCUACACAAAGAGACGGAGCGUCCCUCAUCCCUUAUGGCUUGCCAUGUCUAAGGGAGCUUUUUCGCUUCCUGAUUUCCCUGACCAACCCCCAUGACCGCCACAACACUGAUGCCAUGAUGCACAUGGGCUUGCAGCUGUUGACUGUAGCACUCGAGUCGGCACACAUUGCUAACUACCAGACUUUGCUAGGACUGGUCAAAGAUGAGCUUUGCAGACAUCUCUUCCAGUUGCUGAGUGUGGACCGUAUGAACCUAUAUGCUUCCUCCAUACGAAUUUGCUUCUUGCUUUUCGAAAGCAUGAGAGUACACCUAAAGUUUCAGCUCGAGAUGUACCUAAAGAAACUGAUGGAUAUCAUAACAUCAGAGAACAUUAAGAUGCCCUAUGAGAUGAAGGAGAUGGCUCUGGAGGCACUGGUCCAGCUGUGGAGGAUCCCCAGCUUUGUCACUGAGCUGUACAUCAACUAUGACUGUGACUUCUACUGCUCCAAUCUGUUUGAGGACCUCACCAAGCUGAUGUCCAAGAAUGCAUUCCCAGUGUCAGGGCAGCUCUACACCACCCACCUCCUGUCACUGGAGGCUCUGCUCACAGUGAUUGAUAGCACUGAAACCUUCUGCCAGGCCAAGGUGGUCAACAGCACUGCUCAUCAAGACCAGUCAGAAACACUGCUGGCAGAAGACGAACGUUCAACCAAAAACGGAACAGACACUACAAGUGACCUUAACAGACUGGACAGUACCAAUGAUCUUAGUCGUCCACAAGCUGAGAAUGCACCAAUGUGUCCACCAACCAGUGGAUAUCUGAUGGCAGAGAAGAUGAGUCUGGGUAGACAGGAUCAAGGGGACAGUGACACUGCUGAAAAGAAAGCCCCGAAAAUUCCCCAACGUUUUACAUCAUGUUUACCUGAUUCCCAAGAGUUGAUGGAAAUUAGAACCAAGAAAAAGCUGCUAAUCACAGGGACAGAGCAGUUUAACCAGAAGCCCAAGAAGGGAAUCCAGUUCCUGCAGGAGAAAUGCCUCCUCACUAACCCAGUGGACAACAACCAGUUGGCCCAGUGGCUCAGAGAAAACCCUCGAUUGGACAAAAAGAUGAUUGGCGAGUACAUCAGCAGUCGCGAGAACAUGGAGCUCCUAGACAGCUUUGUAAACACAUUCACCUUCCAGGGGCUUCGUAUUGAUGAGGCCCUGCGGCUCUACCUGGAGGCCUUUAGACUUCCUGGAGAGGCUCCUGUCAUCCAAAGACUCCUGGAAACCUUCACAGACAACUGGCAUAAAGUGAACGGCUCUCCUUUCAUGAGUAACGAUGCAGGCUUUGCCUUGGCCUAUGCUGUCAUAAUGCUGAACACUGACCAGCAUAACCACAAUGUUCGUAAGCAGAACAUCCCCAUGACUGUAGAGCAAUUCAAGAAAAAUCUGAAGGGAGUAAAUGGAAACAAAGACUUUGACCAGGACAUGUUGGAGGAUAUCUACAAUGCUAUCAAGAAUGAGGAGAUUGUGAUGCCAGAUGAGCAGACAGGGUUGGUGAAGGAGAACUAUGUAUGGAGUUUGUUGCUACACCGCGGCGCCACACCUGAGGGUGUUUUCCUCCACGUGCCACCUGGCAGCUACGAUCAUGACUUGUUCACCAUGACCUGGGGUCCCACCAUCGCUGCCCUAUCUUACGUCUUUGACAAGAGCCUGGACGACAACAUCAUCCAGAAGGCCAUCACUGGCUUCAGGAAAUGUGCAAUGAUAGCUGCUCACUAUGGCUUCAGUGAUGUUUUUGACAAUUUGAUCAUCUCUCUCUGCAAGUUCACCACUCUGAGCAGUGAGUCUGUGGAAAACCUUCCUACAGUGUUUGGCAGCAACAGUAAAGCACAGAGAGCAGCCAAGACGGUGUUUGACCUCGCACAUCGGCACGGCAAUAUCCUGAGGGAGGGCUGGAAGAACAUAAUGGACUCAAUGCUACAGCUGUUCAGAGCCGAGCUCCUACCCAAAGCCAUGGUUGAGGUGGAGGAUUUUGUGGAGCCAAAUGGAAAAAUUUCACUUCAAAGAGAGGAAACGCCUUCAAAUCGAGGUGAGUCGGCAGUGUUGAGCUUUGUCAACUGGUUGACGCUGAGUGGAGCUGAGCAGUCAGGACUCAGAGGGCCGUCCACGGAAAACCAGGAGGCGAAGCAGGCCGCCAUCCUCUGCAUAAAGCAAUGUGACCCAGAAAAGCUGAUAACAGAGAGUAAAUUCCUACAGCUGGAGUCUCUACAGGAGCUAAUGAAGGCUCUGAUAUCAGUCACGCCAGAUGAAGAGACUUAUGAUGAAGAGGAUGCGGCCUUCUGCUUGGAGAUGUUGCUGCGGAUCGUUCUGGAGAACCGAGACCGGGUAGCAUGUGUGUGGCAGACGGUGUGUGACCGCCUCUGCCAUCUUUGCGUCCAUGCCAAUGAGAGCUGCUUCCUAGUGGAGAGGGCUGUGGUGGGACUCCUUAGACUCGCAAUUCGAUUGCUACGACGAGAAGACAUUAGCUCUCAGGUUCUCCUCUCUUUGCGUCGCCUGCUGAUGAUGAAACCUCAUGUCUUGUCCCGGGUCAGCAGGGAGGUGGCCUACGGCCUUCAUGAGCUGUUGAAGACUAACGCAGCCAACAUCCACUGCACAGACGACUGGUACACACUCUUCUCCCUUCUGGAGUGCAUCGGCGCCGGAGUAAAACCUCCUGCCUCUUUCCAGCUCACCUCCAUCACUACCGACAAUGACACAGGAGCCCAGUCAGAUAGUGAGCUGUCAUCUCAUCAUCCCAGUGAAGUGAGUGUAGACCGUGGCUACACAUCUGACUCAGAAGUCUACACUGAGCACAGCAAGUCCAGGAUCCCUCGCUCCACAACAGACGUGGAUGUAGCAAGCAGUGGAUGGCUCAUGGUUGGGAAAGAUGACUUGGAGACAAGUAAGAUCCCUCCAGUAAGCUCUAAAGCUCACCUGAAUCACCCUUUGGUCAACCAGUACAGUCUGACGCUGGGCCAGGACCUGGGCCAGCACGACACCAAGUCUCUCAUCAAGUGUGUGGAAACGCUGUCUUUCAUAGUGCGCGACGCUGCCCACGUCACCCCUGACAACUUUGAACUGUGUGUUAGAGCUAUACGAGUGUUUGUGGAGGCCAGCCUCAAUGGAGGUUACCGCAACCAUGAAAAAAAGAAGAGCCACAAGUACGAUAAGUCCAGGAUGAGGAAGAAGGCAGGGGGAAGGGAGAAGGAGGCUGGAGGUGGCACAAGGCGAGGUGGCAGCCGGGCGUCCAGCCAGCGUCCAUCACGUUCCCACAGCGACGACGAGGAGGACGAGGGGGUCCCGGCCAGCUACCAUACUGUGUCAUUACAGGUUAGUCAGGACCUUUUAGACCUGAUGCACACACUGCACACCCGGGCUGCCAGCAUCUACAGCUCCUGGGCAGAGGAGCAGCGCCAUCUGGAGGCUGCAGGCAGGAAGAUUGAGGCCGACUCCCAGACUCUGUGGACCAGUUGCUGGUGCCCGCUGCUGCAAGGCAUUGCUUGGCUGUGCUGUGAUGCCAGGCGACAGGUUCGUAUGCAGGCCCUCACCUACCUCCAGAGGGCCCUGCUCGUUCACGAUCUGCAGACACUUGACGCAGCUGAGUGGGAAUCCUGCUUUAAUAAGGUGCUCUUCCCCCUGUUAACUAAGCUGCUUGACAACAUCAGCCCAGCAGAUGUGGGCGGUAUGGAGGAGACCAGAAUGAGAGCCUGCACACUCUUGUCAAAGGUUUUCCUCCAGCACCUCUCUCCUCUGCUGUCCCUGCCUACCUUUGCUGCCCUCUGGCUCACCAUUUUGGAUUUCAUGGACAAGUACAUGCAUGCAGGAUCCAGUGACUUACUGCUGGAAGCAAUCCCUGAGUCUCUGAAGAACAUGCUGCUGGUGAUGGACACAGCGGGGAUCUUCCACAGCGCGGACUCCAGGACAGGAUACUCAGACUUGUGGGAAAUCACCUGGGAACGAAUUGUCUGCUUCCUGCCUCACCUGAGGGAUGAGCUAUUCAAACAGACCGUCAUAACAGAUCCAGUGCCCAGUCCUUCAGCAGAGACCGGGCAGUCUGCACCACCAGCAAGCCAGCCUCUAUCCCCUCAGUUGGGUCCACCACCUACCCAGCCGUCCUCCCCAGUCCCAAUAAGCCCUGCAGAGACACAGACCCCCAGCAGGCCAGCAUCACCCGAGGAGCCCCAGCCAGCCAGUGCCAAAGGAUCAGACCCGUCAUCUCCGGCCCCACCCUCAGUCCGCCCCAUGCCGGUGCCGUUAACAGCGUCCCCUGCUCAGACUGCCUCCCCCCUGAGCCAGUCCCCCUUUAUCCUGCAGCCCCUCGCCUCUCCCCUGCAGGUUGGAGUCCCGCCGAUGUCUCUGCCAAUCAUCCUAAACCCCGCCCUAAUUGAGGCCACGUCCCCUGUACCGCUGCUUCCCAGUCCCAGACCUACAAGCCCCUCUGAUGAGGUCAAGUAAAAGGAUUCAUGCUACUGUCCCCCCCCCCCACCCCCCACCCCCCCACAUAAACACACACACACACACACACACUCUGUCAGCUUUCUAGACCACCACCCUUGAACAACUGGACACAAAAGAGGUCAACUUCAAGUACAAGAGCUGCUGGAUACCAGGUUUUUGAAAUGACGUAAAUGUAUGAGAAGAAGUUAGACAUGACUCCUCAGUUCUACCACAUUUGAUUUAAAGGAAGAAUCCCACAACUUACAUUGAAGCUUGCAUUGUGCCAUGUUUUAGUAUAUUUUUAUUCCUUAUGGAGACAAUGUAACGUCAUGUCCAGAUAUCUGGGAACAGGAAAUGCAGGACCAAAGUGCAACUUCCAUUCCCAGCACCGAGCUCCUGCUCCCUUUGUUGCUGGGGGGAGGAUUUGGAUGUUUAGGCAACCUGGGGAGAGUUGAUGUUGUACUGCACAUGGUAAACACUUGACUGGCUGAUCCCAGUACUUUUUAAACUCAAUGGAUUAUAUGUAUUUUAGACAAAUUCAAUGAAAUAAAAAUUCUGAUUAAGUA
Micropterus dolomieu (smallmouth bass) is the source of this 6648-nucleotide messenger RNA. RefSeq names its product golgi brefeldin A resistant guanine nucleotide exchange factor 1 (gene gbf1). The transcript has 40 exons. The record is from RefSeq and is a predicted model, not a curated record. Gene Ontology annotation, molecular function: guanyl-nucleotide exchange factor activity. The coding region runs from base 473 to 6100 and encodes 1875 amino acids. Lineage: Eukaryota; Metazoa; Chordata; Actinopteri; Centrarchiformes; Centrarchidae. Gene Ontology annotation, biological process: regulation of ARF protein signal transduction.